GGGGCGGCUCCGGGCGGGACAGGCGGAGCAGCAGACACGCAGGGCGGAGGCGCAGUCUACACCAUGGCGUAUCCCGGGCACCCUGGCGCCGGCGGAGGGUACUACCCAGGCGGGUAUGGAGGGGCUCCUGGGGGGCCUUCGUUCCCUGGACAAACUCAGGAUCCGCUGUAUGGUUACUUUGCUGCGGUGGCUGGACAGGACGGACAAAUCGAUGCUGACGAGUUGCAGAGAUGUCUAACCCAGUCUGGCAUUGCGGGAGGAUACAAACCUUUUAACCUGGAGACUUGUCGUCUUAUGGUUUCAAUGUUGGAUAGAGAUAUGUCCGGCACGAUGGGGUUCAAUGAAUUCAAAGAGCUCUGGGCCGUGCUGAAUGGCUGGAGACAACACUUCAUCAGCUUCGAUAGCGAUAGGAGUGGAACGGUGGAUCCCCAGGAGCUGCAGAAGGCCCUGACGACCAUGGGAUUUAGGUUGAGCCCCCAAACUGUAAAUUCAGUUGCAAAGCGAUACAGCACCAGCGGGAAGAUCACCUUUGAUGACUACAUCGCCUGCUGCGUCAAACUGAGGGCUCUCACAGAUAGCUUUCGCAGACGGGAUUCUGGUCAACAAGGAGUUGUCAAUUUCUCCUAUGAUGAUUUCAUCCAGUGUGUCAUGACCGUCUAACUCAAGAGGAAGCUGUCUGAAUGUAUUCAACAUUCCAACUGGAGCCCGCCCUUGCUUCCUCUCUGCCUUCAGUGCUGUGUGCAGACUCCACCGACAGACACUCCCUGACAACCGUUGAACGGAAUUAUGACUUUAUAUAGAACUGCAGCUUCAUUUUUCAUUUUGAUAAUAAAUUCCUUUGAAGUUUAAUAAUAUAAAAACACGUCUGUAAUACCAGCCAGAACCUCCUGAGCCAGUUUCAGUCCUGCCUUCUUUCCCUGCUAACCCUCUGUUAUAUAAAGUAUGCAAGAUGUUUAACACAGACUACAUAUUUUCUUGUGAUAUAUGAAAUCUUUUCAUCAGACUUAGCUGUUACUGUUUCUUUCCCUGAGGAAUGUGGUUAAAAGUUUGUGUGGGGUAUUCUUAAGUGACAUAGAUCCACAGUGGCACAAAACAAACCAAUGAACCUGGCAGUCCACAAACUAGAAAGUAUAAGCUUUAGGACUCACUGGUUGAAAGCCUUAUGAGUAGACAGAUAUUGAAUAAUUGCUCUCUGCCUCCUAAAACCCUAUAGAUCAUUUGAGUGGCAAAUACUGUCAUCAACUUCUUCUUUGUCAUCCACCCCAAACUUUUGUUAAUUAUAUUUAAAGGUCUUGAAUACUGUAGGUCUAAAAUUGUCAGAAAAAAAACUAAAGAUAAAUAAGAAUAUAAUAGCUGUUUAUUUUUUGACUAAUGAGAUUCUAGAUGACUUUGAUUUCCUUUACAUAUUUCUGUAUCUCCCAACUUUUUAAUAAUGUGCAUGCUUUCCUUUUAAAAACCAGAUGUCAGGGGAGGAGAGACAGCUCAGCAGCUAAGAGCAUGAACUGCUCUUGCAGAGGACUAAAGUUCCUAGCACCCAUAUUGGGUGACCUCAGACCCCCGAUGGGCACCUGCAUUUCACCUGCAGAUACACCAAUACAAACAUAUAUGCACGCACAUAAUUGAAAAGUAAUAAAAAAUAAGUAAAACCAAGCGGGGUUCCAUUUUAAAAAUUGUUGACAUUCAUUUUUGAAUGUCAUUUGCUCAUUAUCUUAAACAUACAAAAGAGAGGGACUGAAAUGAGCAUCUCAAUUAAUGAUCUGGCUUUAACUACUAGGAGUAGGUAGGGUCUUCCUUCCCACUCAAUUUCCAAGUAUUCUCUAGUAGCUUAUUAGGUUUUACACACACACACACACACACACACACACACACACACACACAGAGAGAGACAGAGACAGAGACAGAGACAGAGAUUUUUUUUCCAAAUGUUUAAAUCAUUGGCUUGCUGCUAUGUAUGUGCCUUGGACCUUUUUUUGUAAUGACAAGACACCCAGUGCCCCUAUCUUUGAAAAGAAAAGACUAAUUACCCUUGAGGUAGUUCUGAGUAUGCAAAAGUAUGCCCCAGUAUAAAAAGUAUCCCUAGUGUUUUGUUCUUACGGUUUGGCAGCUAACGAUGGUAACAAUCUUCUCUCACUUAGCAAUGAACCGGUCUGUCUUGUUUCUGAUGCAUUGUUAACAUGAGCAUUCAAAUAAACGUUCAACUUAUCAACUGGAGAAAUAAACAUUCCACGAGCAUCUUCA
Molecule: messenger RNA, 2238 nt
Organism: Apodemus sylvaticus (European woodmouse)
Lineage: Eukaryota; Metazoa; Chordata; Mammalia; Rodentia; Muridae
Gene: Sri
Product: sorcin
Exons: 8
Coding region: 64-660 (198 amino acids)
Molecular function (GO): calcium ion binding
Source: RefSeq, a predicted model, not a curated record